AUGGCGGGGGAAGGCCUAUCCGUCUCUACGCCUACCGCAGUCCAUAACCCAUCAUCCUCUGGGCCCGAUGCUAGCCAGAAUGCACCAGUCGAUGCGCCUAAUGCCCCUCCUUCACCCACGGAAUCUGGCCCAGCUGUCGAAUCUCUUUUGUCCCCUAAGCGUACCUCCACCCAGCUUAGCUCUACCCUGGAGCCGGGUAAUCUUUCUGAGCCAACUGGAUAUAGUCCAACUGCCACCGCUGGCGAUCCUUCCGGCGAUGAUGUCAACUGUGACCCAGGAUACACAGACAACGACAAUCUGUGCGAAACAUGUCACUACCUAGUGGAACCUGACCUAGAGCUUGAAGGCUGGGAGGUAGAGGUAAAGCAGUUUUCACCAUCAAACUACCGGUGCAAAUUUACCUCCAAAGAUACUACGAAUAUGACUUGGUCUGGCAAUGUAAAGAACAGCCUAUUCAACGACAAAUGUCCUCUUUGCCGCGAGCUGCUUUACGGUUUCAAGUAUGAGAUAAACUCUCAAUAUUUUACGGGGGUUGAUAUCAGUCCCAUAAAAUCUCUGAAGUAUAUCAACGGAGGGAAUUACUUCGUGGUUUUGCUGCUUGUGCUCGAUAAGCGUAAGGAUGUGACUUUGCAUCACACGAGUGUCAACCUUUACCCGGAGCGCCAUAAUGUAUUUGUUACAUCCGACGGUCAGUGCGUCGACUAUUGUCCAUCAAAGCAGGUCACUGUGAAUCCGUACCCUUUUGGAUCAAACACAGGAUCAGACCUUAGCUGGCAAAUUGCGAGUAGCUGGAUGGCCAAAUGUCUAUCAAGCCAUCGAAAAUGUAAUCAAUCGCAUUCUGUCGCCCCACCACUCCCUACAAGAGUUAUUGACGUUGGGUCUGUGGGUGAGCCUUGUCCACCGCGUCUACAUGUGGUGACCGAAAACACAUCGGGACGGUAUGCAACCUUGAGUCAUCGUUGGGCAUCUCAAGGAAUGCUGAAACUGGAGGUCAACAACUUUGAAAAAUUCCAACAAGAAAUCCCCUGGACAAGCCUACCAAAGACUUAUCAAGACGCUAUAGAGGCAACACGACGCCUGGGAAUCCAGUACAUCUGGAUAGACUCUCUUUGUAUCAUCCAGGACUCCGCGGAUGGGAAGGAUUGGAUUGCCGAGUCUGCAAAGAUGACGAGCGUGUAUGAGAACUCCCACAUCAACUUCGCCGCGGCCGAUGCCGUGGAUUCCACACAAGGUUGCUUUUUCGACCGAGACCCUUCCUCCAUCCGUCCACUUCGUCUUCGUAUCGCCGUGGAACACAAAUCAGAAUACUACUACGCGGCAACAUCUCACCGGUUUGCAUACAACGUCGCGCCGGCCCCUUUGUACCGAAGAGGAUGGGUUUAUCAGGAGCGAACACUGGCUCCUCGCAUCAUCCACUGCUGCGCCAAACAGUUGUACUGGGAGUGUCUCGAGAGUAUCGCCACUUCUCUGGUACAGGAAUUGGUAUGA
This is a messenger RNA of Neurospora crassa OR74A, 1488 nucleotides long. RefSeq lists its product as hypothetical. The coding region runs from base 1 to 1488 and encodes 495 amino acids. The transcript has 3 exons. The record is from RefSeq and is a predicted model, not a curated record. Lineage: Eukaryota; Fungi; Ascomycota; Sordariomycetes; Sordariales; Sordariaceae.